Molecule: messenger RNA, 3288 nt
Organism: Arachis ipaensis
Lineage: Eukaryota; Viridiplantae; Streptophyta; Magnoliopsida; Fabales; Fabaceae
Molecular function (GO): nucleic acid binding; RNA-DNA hybrid ribonuclease activity
Source: RefSeq, a predicted model, not a curated record
AUGGCCCAACUUUUCCACCCAACUAAAUUCCAUGAAAAUUGGAUUUCUCAAAGUUUGGUGAGUCAAACAGAUUCUCAAAAUGCAACUGAUUCUGGAGAGAACAUUCACUCAAGAGAAGACUCUCUAGAACCAAAACCCCCGGAUUUUGGGACAAUUGACACUAAUGAGAUGAUACAAGCAAUUGAGCAAGUUGAACAGCAGUGCCUGCAGGGUGAAGAACAGAAUCAAGAAGGAGAACCUCUAACAUUAGAGGACAUGCAAUGGAUUGCGAAUAAGGUGUCAAUUCGCAUUCUCAAAGAAAUAAAGCGCCAGAAAAAUCCACAUAUUGUUUUGCUUUUCGAGACUAAGUGUAGUGGAGAAAAAGCUAAUGCAGUUGUCAGGGAUUUAGGCUUUCAGUUUGCACACAGGGAAGAGGCAAACGGUUUCUUUGGUGGCAUUUGGAAAUGGAAUAGGGAUGUUUCUGGACACCUCUUUAAGGAAAAAAGAAGGCUUCUUAACAGGAUAGCUGGUAUUCAAAAUUUUCCUUCUUAUGGCACCAAUCCUUUCCUAGAUGACCUCGAAAAAGAGCUGAGUAGCGAGCUGGACAUUAUCCUAUAUAGGGAGGAGGUCUUUUGGCUACAAAAGUCGAGACACCAAUGGAUUGUUGAUGGAGAUCGAAAUACACGCUUUUACCAUACAAAAACUCUUAUUAGAAGGCGUAAAAACUGUAUUGUGAAACUUAGAAGCAAGGAUGGAGCUUGGAUUGAAGACCAAGAAGAGAUGAAAAGUUUAGCUAGCAAUUAUUUCAAGGAGCUGUUCAAGGAAAAGGAUCAUUAUAGGCCUCAAUUUCAACUUAACACGACAUAUCCAAAUAUGAAUGCUACUCAUCAGAAAAACAUGGUGAAAUACCCAUCAGCGGAGGAAAUUAGACAAGCUUUAUUCAAGAUAGGCCCUUUCAAGGCACCGGGUGAAGAUGGCUUUCCAGCAUACUUCUUCCAAGACCAGUGGUAUGCCAUUAUACCUUCCCUUUGUCAAUUUAUUUCCAUGAUGUGGAUAGAUCCGAAAAAUAUAGGCAUUGUCAACAAAACACUCAUUGCCCUUAUUCCAAAAGUCCAACAGCCUGAGUUCAUUGUUCAAUUCCGGCCAAUUGCUCUAUGCAAUGUGGUUUACAAAUGCCUAACAAAAAUCCUGGUAGAAAGAAUUAAACCCACACUUAAAGACAGGAUCGCACCAAAUCAGUCAAGCUUUAUACCGGCAAGGGUGAUACAUGACAACAUUAUUAUUGCUAAGGAAAUGGUGCACACUAUGAAGAAGUUGAAGGGGAAAAACAAGUUUAUGGCCAUCAAAAUAAACUUUGAGAAAGCCUAUGAUAGAUUGAAUUGGGAGUUUUUACAAGGCUGCCUAAGAGAGUUUGGUAUUCUGACUCAGAUGAUUUUUUUCAACCGUCUAGGGGUAUUAGGCAAGGAAACCCAAUCUUUUCCUUAUCUCUUUGUUGUUGCUGUUGAUAAAUUAUCUCAAGCUAUAGAAGAACAAGUGGAAAGCGGUGAAUGGAAGCCUAUGAAUGCUGGAAGAGACGGCCCUCCUAUAUCCCACCUGUUAUUUGCCGAUGAUCUUCUUCUUUUCACAGAAGCUUCCAGCAAGCAAAUAGAGGUUGUUAUGCAAACGCUAAACUCCUUUACUCUAGCAUCUGGCCUAAAAAUAAAUGCAAACAAGACCUCAGUAUACUUCUCAAAAAAUGUUGAAACUGGGACUAGGGAAUAUAUUAAAGGAAGAAAUGGAUUUAAAGAAGUAGACUGUUUGGGACGCUACUUGGGGGCCUUGUUCACUAAUCAAAGAAGGGGGAAGGAGAGGUAUAAAUCGGCUAUUGACAGAGUAAGAAACAAGUUGAAAGGGUGGAAGAUUAACUGUCUAUCUCUAGCAGGACGGGUCACUCUUGCCAAAUUUGUUAUAGGGCCAAUCUUAAACUUUGAUAUGAGUUAUGCUCGCAUACCAAAAGGAGUUUGUGAUGAGGAAUUUCCUAUAUCAUCUAAUGAUUCAGACCUGUGGCGUAACAUGUAUAAACUUUGGAAUCAGGUUCGAGACAAUGUCAUCUUUGCUAUGGGCAAUGGCCAAUAUAUUUGCUUUUGGAAGGACAUAUGGAUUAGAAAGGAAAAUCCUCUGCUGGAAUACACGAUGACACUUAUUGAAGCAGAUAACACUAACUGCAAAGCCACGAAAUAUGUGCUCCCAGAUGAAAAUUGGAACAUACAUUUGCUUUGUCAACUUCUUCCGAUGAACAUUGUUGAAAAGAUCAGAGCUCAAAUGCCCCCCAGUGAAGAUAUAGGGACAGACAAAAUAAUGUGGGGCCUUAACUCUCAUGGAGACUUUUCGAUUUCAAGCGCUUACAAAAGCAUCUAUCAAGCCCGAGGAGUACAGCAUGGAAUUUGGGAACUCCUUUGGAGGUGGAAAGGGCCUCAAAGAAUUAAAAUGUUUAACUGGUUGGCCUUACACAAAAAACUCCUAACCUCAGAACGUCGUGCACGUCUUUUUGGCGUCUCCCCAUAUUGUCACAUAUGCAAUGGAUGCCCGGAAACCUUGGAACACGUUUUGAGAGACUGCCCUAGUGCGUCAAGUUUAUGGACACGUUUAAUUCACCCUUCUAAGAAUUGGAGGAACCGUGAAAUCUUCGAUCCACCUUUUAAAAGACCGGAAGAUGCUCGACCAGUGAUAUAUAACUUUAUAAAUUCAGUGCAUGCAGCAUUUCAAAGAGAUUUGAGCAUUAAAGGAAGAAUAAUGAAAAUUGAGGCAGAAAUCCGGUGGAACCCCCCACCACACGGAUGGAUCAAAAUCAAUACAGAUGGUUCCUCUCUAGGAAACCCGGAAUUUGCUGGAUGCGGAGGACUCAUUAGAGAUGAACACGGCAGAUGGGUAGCAGGAUUUAUGCACAAUAUUGGUACUUGCUCUGCUUCUCAAGCAGAGAUGUGGGGUUUGAGAAAUGGCCUUAAUAUGACAUGGGAACUUGGAUUUAGAAAAGUUGUUGUGGAGAUGGAUUCGAGUGUUGUCCUGGAUUUGAUUUCUAACAAGAGCAAGCACAGAGACCAACCUGAUCCCAUAAUCAGAAGUAUUGAUGGUCUAAUAAAUAGAGAAUGGAUGAUUGAAUUCAGGCACACCUUUCGUAAAGGCAAUAGAGGUGCAGAUUUCUUGGCUAAGGAGAGUCUUAAGUGUCCUCCAGGCUUUCAAUUUGUAGACCUCCCUUCCCCCGCUUUACAGCUCAUUCUAAAUGAUGAUUGUAGAGGGAUUUCUAUCCCCAUAUUAAUCUCAGUUUUGUAA